Pyrus x bretschneideri (Chinese white pear) is the source of this 1786-nucleotide messenger RNA. Its product is annotated as probable fructokinase-7. Bases 244 to 1362 code for a protein of 372 amino acids. The record is from RefSeq and is a predicted model, not a curated record. Gene Ontology annotation, molecular function: fructokinase activity. NCBI's taxonomy places the organism in Eukaryota, Viridiplantae, Streptophyta, Magnoliopsida, Rosales, Rosaceae. The transcript is spliced from 7 exons. Gene Ontology annotation, cellular component: chloroplast stroma; cytosol. Gene Ontology annotation, biological process: fructose metabolic process.
AGAAUUCAGUUGGAGAUAUUGAAACAUUCUAAUAAAAGCAAAACUAAUGAUCCCACAAAAGUGUUAUAUAUAUAAACUCUCGAUUAUUUAAUUAAUCAAAAUUCUAAUUGUAUAAAUAUCCAGAGUUGAGUUGUGAAAUUUUGUAAAAAGGACCAACGUUGAUCUGCGUUUCAAGUUUUCAACUUUUUAAUCAACGUUUGGUCUGAAAGAAAAAUCAACACAACUCUUGAUUAAUUUAAUUAAAUGGCUCCAACAGGAUGCAGCUGCUUCCCUGUCACACUUGAGCGAUCCAAAAAGGGCAGCUUCAAGUUUGUUAGGAAUUCUUCCUCUCUUUCUGGUUCAUCUAAAUCGUUAUCUUUAAAGAAAAAGAGUAGUAUCCAAGGGAAGAACUCAGAGCUGAUUGUUUGCUUUGGGGAGAUGUUGAUCGACUUCGUCCCGACUAGUGCCGGAGUUUCCCUUGCAGAUGCAGAUGGUUUCAAGAAAGCUGCUGGUGGAGCUCCAGCCAAUGUUGCAGUUGGAAUUUCAAGAUUGGGAGGCUCAGCAGCUUUUAUGGGCAAGGUUGGUAAAGAUGAAUUUGGAUACAUGUUGGCUGACAUUCUGAAAGAAAACAACGUGGACAAUUCUGGGAUGCGUUUUGAUCCGCAUGCACGGACUGCAUUGGCAUUCGUUACACUAAGAAGUGACGGGGAGCGAGAAUUCAUGUUCUACCGCAACCCAAGUGCUGAUAUGCUUCUUCAGGAAAAAGAACUUGAUGUAAAUCUGAUUAAAAAGGCCGGCAUAUUUCACUAUGGAUCAAUUAGUUUGAUUGAGGAACCGGGCAGAUCAGCUCAUCUUGCUGCAAUGGACAUUGCCAAAAAGGCCGGUUGUAUCCUCUCUUACGACCCGAAUCUGAGAUUGCCACUGUGGCCAUCUGCAGAGGCUGCUCAGAAAGGCAUUAUGAGCAUAUGGAACCAAGCUGACAUUAUUAAGAUAAGCGAGGAAGAAAUUGAAUUCUUAACCGGAGGUGAUGAUCCUUAUGAUGAUGAGGUGGUCUUUAAAAAGCUUUACCACCCCAAUCUGAAGCUUCUGCUUGUAACUGAAGGGCCAGCAGGCUGCAGAUACUACACAAAGGAAUUUAAGGGUAAGGUUGCAGGUAUCAAAACUGAUGCUGUUGACACUACUGGUGCCGGUGAUUCUUUUGUCGCUGCCAUACUCAACGGCUUGGGUUCAGACAUUAAUUUGUACAAGGAUGAACAAAAACUUAGAGAAGCUCUCUUGUUUGCCAAUGGUUGUGGUGCUCUGACAGUGCAAAAGAAAGGAGCUAUUCCUGCACUGCCUACAAAAGAAGCUGUGAACCAACUUCUUCAACAAACCACUGCUUGAUAAAACUAUAAAGGAUUAACCAAUACAUCAUAAAAACUUAAUAUUCUUUAAAAACACAGAGAAUUGCGUGAUAGAGACACCGGGUUUGAGGAUGGAUGUCCUUGGAGGUGGAAUCUACAGGUGCUAAAACUUCUGGUGGUGCUGCACAUUUUGGAGAUGAUUAGAAAUCAUCAUAUCGAAGUUGGGGUUUGAUUUGUGGUUCAGAUUAGGAGGGGCAGGUAAAAUAGGGUGGCUCAUGAGUUUUUUACCCUUCACCCCACCCUAUCUCAUGCCUUGGGUGACUCAUGGGUUUUUGGCUUUCCAUAUUUGCCUCUGCUAGUAGUAAUUGGUUGUAUCUCCCUAACACUGUACUUUCGUGUAUUCACAUCCAUGUAUCAACGCUGCAAUGUGUUCUAUAUACAAUACUUUCCAUUGUUAUCCACCA